CACGGAAUCCAGUGAGGGACGCGCGCCGUCAUGGCUGCAGGCACGGAGGAUGGCGUAGCUUCGGCUCCAAUGGCCUCCGAUGGUGGUGUCAACAAAAGCACAAAAUCUAGGGAGGAGCUAGUAGUCCAAGUUCCUGUGAUAGAUGUGCAAAGCGACAACUUCAAGGAGAUGUGGCCGUCCCUCCUGCUGGCCAUAAAGACAGCUAGCUUCGUGGCUGUUGACACGGAGCUGAGUGGGCUAGGGGACAGGAAGAGUUUGCUGAACCAGUGCAUUGAAGAACGUUAUAAGGCUGUGUGUCAUGCUGCCAGGACCCGUUCUGUGCUGUCACUGGGCCUUGCCUGUUUCAAGCAGCAGCCAAAUAAGGGUGAACAUUCCUACCUGGUCCAGGUGUUCAAUCUCACUCUGCUGUGCACGGAGGAGUAUGUUAUAGAACCAAAAUCUGUGCAGUUCCUGGUACAGCAUGGUUUCAACUUUAAUCGGCAGUAUGCCCAGGGCAUUCCCUACCAUAAGGGCAACGACAAGGGUGAUGAGAGUCAGAGCCAGUCAGUGCGAACAUUGUUCCUGGAGCUGAUCAGAGCCCGCCGGCCCCUGGUGCUGCAUAAUGGUCUUAUAGACUUGGUGUUCCUGUACCAGAACUUCUACGCCCACCUGCCUGAGAACCUGGGAACCUUCACCGCUGACCUGUGUGAGAUGUUCCCGGCAGGCAUUUAUGACACCAAAUAUGCUGCAGAGUUUCAUGCCCGAUUUGUGGCCUCCUACUUAGAAUAUGCCUUCCGGAAAUGUGAGCGGGAAAAUGAGAAGCAGCGGGCAGCUGGCAGCCCACAUCUUGUCCUGGAGUUCUGCAGCUAUCCUUCUAGCAUGAGGGCCCAUAUUGACUACCGCUGCUGCAUGUCCCCUGCAGCCCACCAUCCUCAUCCCACCAGUAUCUGUGACAAAUUCUCGGCCUACGGCUGGUGCCCUCUGGGACCACAGUGUCCUCGCUCCCACAAUAUUGAUCUUAUCAUUGACACCGACGAGGCUGUGGCAGAGGACAAGCGGCGACGGCGACGACGGAAAGAAAAACGGAGGAGGGCUCUGAUGAAUCAGCCUGGAACAAAGACCUCUGGAGAAACUGAAGAUGGUCCUCCCACUAAGCAGGUCUGUGGGGAUGGUGUGAAGGCUGAGGAAACUGAACAAAAAGUGGCCAAGGAUGAAGCCAAGGACCAGUCUGGCUGUGACCAAGAUCACAAAAAUAAUUUGGGGCUGGAGCUUAAGACAACCCAGUCUGGAAUAGCCGAUAUGACUGCCUCAGAAGUGCCAGGGAGUCACGCAGGUCCUAACCCAGUGCCUGGGGAUGGACUACACCGGGCUGGUUUCGAUGCUUUUAUGACAGGUUAUGUGAUGGCCUUCGUGGGAGUGAGCCAGGAACUCCCGUCCUGCAGCUCUGAACCCUGGCUACCUGAAUGUCACAACAAAGUGUAUCUGAGUGGCAAAGCUGUGCCUCUCACAGUGGCCAAAAGCCAGUUCUCUCAUUCCUCCAAAGCUCACAACCAGAAGAUGAAGCUGGCUUGGGGCAACAGCUGACCCAGCUCCUACCUGGCACUCUCCCCAGGAAGAGAAACUGAGAACAGAACAGAGGUAUUGAGCCUCUGUAGCCUGUGAAUACACUUCCAACUAAAAGCAUUGAGAGUGGAUAAAGGGGGACAGGGUAAAGAAGCCCCAGCAGAGAUCCU
Messenger RNA from Perognathus longimembris pacificus (Pacific pocket mouse), 1712 nucleotides. It is a transcript of the gene Toe1, whose product is annotated as target of EGR1, exonuclease. NCBI's taxonomy places the organism in Eukaryota, Metazoa, Chordata, Mammalia, Rodentia, Heteromyidae. The record is from RefSeq and is a predicted model, not a curated record. Gene Ontology annotation, molecular function: snRNA binding; metal ion binding; 3'-5'-RNA exonuclease activity. The transcript has 8 exons. Gene Ontology annotation, cellular component: cytoplasm; Cajal body. Gene Ontology annotation, biological process: snRNA 3'-end processing. Bases 31 to 1563 code for a protein of 510 amino acids.